Messenger RNA from Protopolystoma xenopodis, 279 nucleotides. The record is from the annotation of a GenBank genome assembly. Lineage: Eukaryota; Metazoa; Platyhelminthes; Monogenea; Polystomatidea; Polystomatidae.
AUGCCAAAAUACAUCCGUACGUCAGACGAGAUUAGCGCCGGUACCCUUGGCCGCAUGCUCAAAGAAGGUAUCUCAGAGGUUGUCCUAACUGUUUACAAACUGGAACUCUUUCCUAACAUUAAUAAGCGCAGGCACCAGCCAACCAGUGUACACAAGGAUGCGGCCUCACAACCAACAGCUAGAAGUGAGGGGCCACAUGCUCGAUCGGGUCGCCAGGAUAAGUAUGGUUGGCAUGGCCUGAACUAUGAUCCUGGAGACUGGCUUGAAGAAACGCGUUGA